UCAGAGAUGGCGAUGAGUUUGACCUUAAAUUGGGCUCAAGCACCAGAGCGGUCACGUCCCUCAAAGAGAAGUUGGAGGAACUGCUGAAGAAGAACACUCAGUUUGAGAGUCUGGUGAGCAAGCAGCAGGAGGAGAUCAACAAAUGGAAGCGGCGAGCGUACAAGAUGAAGGAGUGUAAGCGAGAUGCUCCGUGCACCCCGACCAAACGCCAUCCUCCUCUGACGGAGACUGAAGUCAACUCGCCGAAGAGGACGUUCCUGGACUCUCCGAAGAGCAAGUUCUUUGACGUGCGCUCCAACGUUCCCAUCACCCUCAACCAUCCCACACAGUUCUUCGAUAACUCCAGUCUUGGGACGGUGCCAGAGGUUUCCUGUAUGCUGGCCGAGCCCAUCAUGGAUUCUUCAGACAGUGAUGAAGAGGAUUCCAGUUCCAGCACAGCCGUUGCAUCAAAUGCAGCACCAGUAGACGACUGGUGGCAGAUUCCUAAUGCUUUGCCAGAAAAGCCUGAUGCUAGCACGAAUGCUAACGCUUGCCCAACACAGUGAUCUUGGAUCUGUUUUGCCGUCUCUUUCUCUGUCUGUUGGAAAGUUAAUUUGAGAUACAAGUCCUUGGAGUCCAAUCAUUCACCAACUGAUGAAGAACGUUAAACGUGUCCUGAGAUAAUGACAUCUUCUAAACUCAUCCACCAUCUGUCCUGCUGUGGAAAAUCAGAAAUCAGGAAGCUCUUUAUGAUGCAUCAAACUGAUGUUCAUCUUCACAGCCGGAGAUGCACCGCAGUGUACAUCCAGUGAGCACUAACAACUAUACUCAACUCUGCAGUCGUUGUUUGUCUUUUUUGUGUGUUAGCUUUUUUUCUCUUGUUUUAAUGUUUUAUGUAAAUAAAG
Sinocyclocheilus anshuiensis is the source of this 884-nucleotide messenger RNA. RefSeq names its product centromere-associated protein E-like. The annotation marks the transcript as partial. The transcript is spliced from 4 exons. The record is from RefSeq and is a predicted model, not a curated record. Lineage: Eukaryota; Metazoa; Chordata; Actinopteri; Cypriniformes; Cyprinidae.